This is a messenger RNA of Lutra lutra (Eurasian river otter), 369 nucleotides long. Its product is annotated as atherin-like. The transcript has a single exon. NCBI's taxonomy places the organism in Eukaryota, Metazoa, Chordata, Mammalia, Carnivora, Mustelidae. The coding region runs from base 1 to 369 and encodes 122 amino acids. The record is from RefSeq and is a predicted model, not a curated record.
AUGGAGAGAGCGAGCGCCGGCCAGCUCACCCGGCCGCCCCGUGCCCCAGCCGCCGCCGCCGCGCUCCCGAGCUCAGCCCCAAGUCGGACCUCCUCGGGCGCCGUGCCCCACUGCGCUCGCCCCCAGGUCCCCGACCCGGCCCACGCCCCGGGCAGCGGGCCAGCGGGCCCAGGAGGCGCUCUGUACCUGGGCACUCCGAGCGAUGCGCAGCGGGGCAGCAGCAGCCCCGCGGAUGGAGCUGCUGCCGCCGCCGCCGCCGCCCGGCGCGCCCCGCUCCGCCCGCGCCCCGUGCGCCUGAGCGCCGAGCUCGCUCCUCCUCCGCGCCAACUCCGCCGCCCGCUCCCCAGGCCGCUUGGGCUCCGCGCGUGA